Messenger RNA from Onthophagus taurus, 859 nucleotides. RefSeq names its product armadillo repeat-containing protein 1-like. Lineage: Eukaryota; Metazoa; Arthropoda; Insecta; Coleoptera; Scarabaeidae. The record is from RefSeq and is a predicted model, not a curated record.
AAGUUAAUUGUCAAGUUUUUGAAAUGAAUAUUUCAUCGAAUUCCGAAAUAGAUUUUAUCGAAACUCUAAAAAAAUAUAAAAAGUUAUCGGAAAAUCAAGAAAAUCAUAAUAACUUAUUAAAGGAAAAAACUGUAGUUUUAUUCGUGGCGUCUCUUUUGGAACUUAACAAUUUAACAAUAACAACAUUAUGCUUAGAUAUUCUUAAUAAUUUAAUUGAAAAUUGCGAUAACCAUACACCUCUUAUUAUAACUUUUGGAAUUUUAGAAGCACUCGAGUCUACUUCUAUAAGACUAAGAGAAUUAGACAAUAAACAAGCUUAUAGAGCAUCUGAAAUGGCUGAUGUUUUAAAAAGAAAUGCUCCCCCAUCACACAGCACAAGAAAUAGAUUAAAACAAAGACAACAAAGAAGAAACACAACGUUGGUUUAUCAAUUAUACAUUCCUCAUUUAACACGGGAAAAUCGGCACAUUUUCGAUGAAACUAUUAUUAAACAGAAAGGAUUGGUUUCGUUUGUGGUUGAUAUGGAGCAACAAAAAUGUACAGUUAGGUUGAGUCCAAAAUUACCUAUUAAAAACGUUAUUGAAGCUCUUUAUAAGAAUGGGGUAACUGUUUUAUUGGUUAGUAAGAAUAGGAAUGAUAUUGAUGAAGUCUACAUAGAUAUAUUCAGUAAAUCAAACAAAAAAUGUUUAUCUCCCCAAUAUUUACCUGAAGACGAUACGCCACCGAAAGCAAAAUCAUUGGCUGAUGUAAAUAAUUUUAGAAAAAAUGCGGGAGAUUGGUUUAAAACAGCAUCAGAUUUUUUGGCUAAUUCCUUUUAUUGGUAAUAGCUAUAAAAAAUUUUAUUAAUAAAUAUUUUGAA